Molecule: messenger RNA, 4537 nt
Organism: Hippocampus zosterae (dwarf seahorse)
Lineage: Eukaryota; Metazoa; Chordata; Actinopteri; Syngnathiformes; Syngnathidae
Gene: abraxas2
Product: abraxas 2, BRISC complex subunit
Exons: 9
Coding region: 50-1456 (468 amino acids)
Biological process (GO): protein K63-linked deubiquitination; attachment of spindle microtubules to kinetochore; mitotic spindle assembly
Cellular component (GO): nucleus
Molecular function (GO): polyubiquitin modification-dependent protein binding; microtubule binding
Source: RefSeq, a predicted model, not a curated record
CGCCCUCUCAACCGCAGGGGGCAGUGGGAUUGAUGGGGAUGUUUCCAUCAUGGCGGCAUCCAUUUCAGGUUAUACUUUUAGUUCUGUGUGUUACCACAGCGCCAAUAGCAACUCGGAUCAUGAGGGCUUUCUAUUAGGAGAAGUAAGGCAAGAGGAAACGAUCAGCAUCAGUGACGCGCAGAUUAGCAGUGUGGAGCUCAUCCAGGUUGUAGAAAUCCAUAAUCAUGACCCCUGUGCACGGUUGUUUAGGACAGCAGAUGGCUCCAUCUUACAAGAUUGCAGUGCCAGCAAACAGGAUUGUGACAUAUUUUUCUUUCCCCCCUCCCCUGUCACCAGCUUUUAUGACUAUGCGGGCAAAGUCAACGAGGAACAUCUCAGCAGUCUUCUAAAAGAUAGGCGAAAACAUGUGAUUGGCUGGUAUCGGUUUCGGCGGAACACGCAGCAGCAGAUGUCCUUCAGGGAGCAGGUCGUCCACAAGCAGCUGAUGCAGCUGCUCGGCGUGCCCGACCUCGUCUUCCUCCUCUUCAGCUUCAUUUCCACGGCCAACAGCUCCACGCACGCGCUGGAGUACGUGCUCUUCCGACCCAACCGCAGUAGGCACAGCCAGAGAAUCACCCUCGCCAUCCCCAACCUCGGCAACACCAGCCAGCAGGAGUACAAGGUCUCCUCUGUGCCCAACACCUCGCUCAACUACGCCAAGGUCAUCAAAGAACAAGGGGCCGAAUUCUUCGACAAAGACGGCGUGAUGAAGGAUAUCCGAACCAUAUAUCAGGUGUACAGCGCACUACAAGAUAAAGUGCAGGCCGUGUGCGGGGAGGUCGAACAAACCGAACGCGUGAAGGAGAAAAUUCAAGACGACGUGAACAAGCUGAAAGAACAAAUUGCACUCAGGAAACGCAAAACGGCAGAAGAGGAGCGGAUGCUCCGCGAAGCCCGCAAUCUCAACUCCACUCCGGAGGAGAACACGGAACCUUCCGAGACGUCCCUCCCGCCGAGGACACCCUUCCACGCGCCCUCCGCACCCGAGCGGCCCAACAUCUCCCCCAACCCGCCCUCUUACGCCGACCUGCUGUCCCAAGUUGACUCUCUGCUCUCGUCUUCUUCCCCGGCCCCCACCAGCGCCGCUCUGCUUCCCCGCCCCCAAGCCGUGGGUUCUCCAGGACACCCCACGCCAGGCCCGCUGGCCACGGGCCCGGGCGUCGCCGCCCCCCCCUCCAAUCCCGUCGGCGCGCCCGGCUCGCCGUACCUGGGCAACGGCGACGGGUCGAGCUCGGACUCAUUAGACAGGCAAGCGGCGGGGCAGGAGUUCGACGAUGAAGACGAGGACAGUAGCGAGUACGAGAACCUGGUGAGCGAAGCCCCCCGCCUGCCCGUGACCCCCAGCAGCCUUUUAGCUCGAAGUCGAUUGUCGGCCCUGGGCCCUGACGGGGACGCUCGUGGGUCGCAGGCCACAUAGAAAUGCGGCGCCGGGUGUGUGCGGGACACUGACGCACCUUCUCAAGCAAUCAUGGAAGAAAAAAAAAGUGCCAGUCCUGAAAGUGAACGGCAUGUGCACCAAGCAUCCCGCAAUGUUUUUUUUUUUGGUUGUUGUUGUUCUUGUCUCCAUUUUAAGGGGAAACAUUGUCAGCUCACUGGAAGGGGACUCUUAAUGUGUGUGUGGGCGGGGGGGGUUCCCCCUACAAACCCCCACACCGCCUAUGGGUGCUGUCUGGGUACUUAAUUUGGGACAUGUCUGGUGUUUUAGGGUUAUAUGCACAUGCCAACCAGAAAGGCAGUUCCUGCUUCCCCCUCUCUGCACCCCCUCCCCCCUCCCAUAUUACACUAACACACUCUUGCAUCACUUUUGCACUAUUUAUUGCCUUCUUUUUGAAACCACCUCUCAAAGAAAACAAAACAAAAGGGAUGUGAUCAAUCUGCCUUUUCACUUUUUUUGUUGGACUACAAUUGCUUUCUCGUUGUCAUUUUUGAUUUGGAACUUGUAACUCUUAACGAAUGAUCGAUUCAGUACAACAACAACAAAAGAAUUUGAAUCAUAGGGCAAGUAAAUGACAAAUAAAUCAGCCACGUAUGGGUGCUUUAUAUAUAAAAUCUAUAUUUUCUUUUGAUGUGAGAUUAGACGCGAAUGUCAACAAAAAAAAAACACUGAAAUUGUAUCGCGCUUCGCUGCACUUAACAUAAGAAAAAUGUACGAUUUUCUUUGCGCUAUACCAAUGAGGUCCUGUCUUGCUACUUGUAACGGCCUGUCUGACCACUCCAGCUCUUGGUACAUUGUACAAGGUCUUCACAGGGCACACACAAAAACACAAUGUACUGUAGCUUUACUAACCGGAUGCUUAAGGGGUUCCCUUCUACUGCUGCAACACACAAAGCUACCACUAAACUUCAUUUACAGAAAAAAAAAAAAAACACGACAACCUGGCUGCUCUCUCCACUUUCCUCUGCUCCCUGCUAAUAUUUCUGACCAUAAUCACUUCUUGCUCACUUGUUCACUAUUAAAGUCAUUCAUGGAAGGCUUGGUAACAUUUGUAAUGUGUGACUUUUAACCACGAUCAUCGCAACAGCUUUGCUUUCUAUUCAUGGCGCAGCAAAACUUGAGUCUCUAUUACAGCUUUGCUGGUGGUUCUCCCCUCUUGGCUAACAAUGGCCACCCAACUGUCGCUUUUCCCAUCGCCCCCCCUACCUCCCUCCAGGAAACACUAAAGUAGAAGUACAGUAGAGUCACGGCUGUGACUUUGCCGUCUUUGUUGAUAGAAACAGAAAGCCACGACAAAGGCGCAUGAAACCCACUCUGUCAUUUUGAGAGGACUAAAAUAAGGCGGCCCGGUAGUCCAGUGGUUAGCACGUCGGCUUCACAGUGCAGAGGUACCGGGUUCGAUUCCAGCUUCGGCCUCCCUGUGUGGAGUUUGCAUGUUCUCCCCGGGCCUGCGUGGGUUUUCUCCGGGUGCUCCGGUUUCCUCCCACAUUCCAAAAACAUGCAUGGCAGGCUGAUUGAACACUCUGAAUUGUCCCUGGGUGUGAGUGUGAGUGCGAAUGGUUGUUCGUUUCUGUGUGCCCUGCGAUUGGCUGGCAACCGAUUCAGGGUGUUCCCCGCCUACUGCCCGAAGACAGCUGGGAUAGGCUCCAGCACCCCCCGCGACCCUAGUGAGGAUCAAGCGGCUCGGAAGAUGAAUGAAUGAAUAAAAUAAAAUAACAGUCUAGUUUUAGGGCAAUGCAGAAGCUAGAAGGUGUAUGAUGCGGUUACCAGCGGGUUGAACUGAUGUAUUUUGUCUGAAAAAAUGGCUUUUAGCCAUGUAAAUACAUUUGUGGGUGGUUGGGGGGGGGGGCUUCAGGCCUGUCUCAUUUGCAUCACUGAUCAGGAACUGGCAUUGUUUAAAUGUGACUUCACAAUCUCAUGACGUACAAAAACCUGACAUUUGUUGUAUGCUUUUCCCUGGAGAACUGGAGCGUGUGAUGAGGAGCAAAAUUAAGUAUUGAAUGUGCAGUGGGCGUGGUGGCAUGAGUUGAAUUUUGAGACAGGAGUUUGGGAGACAUGCUCUCAAAAGCCCCUCCAAUGAUUCCUAUCCUGUUUGGAUGGUGGCUCACUUCCAAGUUGUUGUGGUUUCAACUCGAAAUGUUUCCCAUCCAUCCCUUUUCGAUAGCGUUUGCCCUCAUAAGCGUGUUGCUGGAGUCAAGCCCAGCUGAAUUUGGGUCAGAGGCGAGCUACACCCUGGAUUGGAUGUCAGACAAUUUGAAAUUUGCAAACGGCCCCAUUCUAACUUGCGUGAAGGUUAAAACCUCUGCGCAGUAAAAGUACACUAAAUGCUGCUAAUUGUUAGCUAUUUUGCUUUUAGCUAUGUGCCGUUUACAUCAGCAGUUUUUUGGAUCCAAUUCAUCUUUGUAUUGUACCUAAUUAACUGAGCAGUCAGGGUCUUUUAGCGUCACAAGAAGGAAAAAAAAAAGAAAAAUACCAGGAUUUCCAUUUCUGAUGUCACCCAUGGCGGGUGUUUUUGAAGUUGUAACUCAAAUUUGUUCGCCUCAUAGCAUAAAGGACCAAGUCUUUUUUUGUUUGUCGUUUUAACAUGUUCGGAAAACAAGAACAGUCCUCAGUAAACUCGAUUGUUCGCAAUCUACAUGUACUUAAAGAAGCAAGCACAUUGAUGUAUUGGAGUGAAAUCAAGACAAUAAAUGUAACUUGGGCAAUUUAGCGAUGAGGCUAACACAAUUGUACCACCUUUCAGACUGUUCAUUGUAUUGACUCUUGUAUCCUUGCGUAACCUCAACUUGAUGAUCACAAACACAGCAGGGCUUUUUGUUGUUUUUAUUUUUUGGAAAGAUGUAAUGGACACUCAUGUACUCAUAAUGGCACGGGGUAAUACUUCCUGUUCUCUUCCUACGCUGAAUGGGACACCAUUGACACCUCCUCCCUGAAUCACAAAUGCCAAGAGAGUCUUCAAGCUUUGAUCUGGAUUUGUGCAAAUGGCAGAAGAGAAAAGGCAUGGUUAUUUGAGCACAGUAUGGUGUUACACUAGGGGGUUAAUAAAGAGAGGUGUGUAUGCGG